UCAGACUGUACUGGUUCCGAGAUUCUGUGCAAGCCUCAUGGAAAUGAAGCUGCCAGGCCAGGAGGGGUUUGAAGCCUCCAGUGCUCCUAGAAAUAUUCCUUCAGGGGAGCUGGACAGCAACCCUGGUCCUGGCACCGGCCCCAGCCCUGAUGGCCCCUCAGACACAGAGAGCAAGGAACUGGGAGUACCCAAAGACCCUCUGCUCUUCAUUCAGCUGAAUGAGCUGCUGGGCUGGCCCCAGGCACUGGAGUGGAGAGAGACAGGCAGCUCCUCUGCAUCUCUGCUCCUGGACAUGGGAGAAAUGCCCCCAAUAACACUGUCUACCUCUACCCACCUUCAUCACAGGUGGGUACUGUUUGAGGAGAAGUUGGAGGUGGCUGCAGGCCGGUGGAGUGCCCCUCAUGUGCCCACCCUGGCACUUCCCAGCCUCCAGAAGCUCCGCAGCCUGCUGGCCGAGGGCCUUGUACUGCUGGACUGCCCAGCUCAGAGCCUCCUGGAGCUCGUGGAGCAGGUGACCAGGGUGGAGUCGCUGAGCCCAGAGCUGAGAGGGCAGCUGCAGGCCUUGCUGCUGCAGAGACCCCAGCAUUACAACCAGACCACAGGCACCAGGCCCUGCUGGGGCUCUACUCAUCCAAGAAAGGCUUCUGACAAUGAGGAAGCCCCCCUGAGGGAACAGUAUCAGAACCCCCUGAGACAGAAGCUGCCUCCAGGAGCCGAGGCAGGGACUGUGUUGGCAGGGGAGCUGGGCUUUCUGGCACAGCCACUGGGAGCCUUUGUUCGACUGCGGGAUCCUGUGGUACUGGGGUCCCUUAAUGAGGUGUCCCUCCCAAGCAGGUUUUUCUGCCUUCUCCUGGGCCCCCCUAUGCUGGGAAAGGGCUACCAUGAGAUGGGACGGGCAGCAGCUGUCCUCCUCAGUGACCCGCAAUUCCAGUGGUCAGUUCGUCGGGCCAGCAACCUUCAUGACCUUCUGGCAGCCCUGGAUGCGUUCCUAGAGGAGGUGACAGUGCUUCCCCCGGGUCGGUGGGACCCAACAGCCCGGAUUCCCCCGCCCAAAUGUCUGCCAUCUCAGCACAAAAGGCUUCCCUCGCAACAGCGGGAGAUCAGAGGUCCCUCCGGCCCGCGCCUGACCUCGGCUGAGGACAGGCACCACCAUGGGCCGCACGCACCCAGCCCGGAGUUGCAGCGGACUGGCAGGCUGUUUGGGGGCCUUAUCCAGGACGUGCGCAGGAAGGCCCCGUGGUACCCCAGCGAUUUCUUGGACGCCCUGCAUCUCCAAUGCUUCUCCGCGGUACUCUACAUUUACCUGGCCACUGUCACUAAUGCCAUCACUUUCGGGGGUCUGCUGGGAGAUGCCACUGAUGGUGCCCAGGGAGUGCUGGAAAGUUUCCUGGGCACAGCAGUGGCAGGAGCUGCCUUCUGCCUGAUGGCAGGCCAGCCCCUCACCAUCCUGAGCAGCACUGGGCCGGUGCUGGUCUUUGAGCGCCUGCUCUUCUCUUUCAGCAGAGAUUACAGCCUGGACUACCUGCCCUUCCGCCUAUGGGUGGGCAUCUGGGUGGCUACCUUUUGCCUGGUGCUGGUGGCCACAGAGGCCAGUGUUCUGGUGCGCUACUUCACCCGCUUCACCGAGGAAGGUUUCUGUGCCCUCAUCAGCCUCAUCUUCAUCUACGAUGCUGUGGGCAAAAUGCUGAACUUGACCCAUACCUAUCCUAUCCAGAAGCCUGGGUCCUCUGCCUACGGGUGCCUUUGCCAAUACCCAGGCCCAGGAGGUGGGUAA
This is a messenger RNA of Piliocolobus tephrosceles (Ugandan red Colobus), 1774 nucleotides long. RefSeq names its product anion exchange protein 4. Gene Ontology annotation, molecular function: monoatomic anion transmembrane transporter activity; sodium:bicarbonate symporter activity; solute:inorganic anion antiporter activity. Gene Ontology annotation, cellular component: plasma membrane; basolateral plasma membrane. The record is from RefSeq and is a predicted model, not a curated record. Bases 38 to 1774 code for a protein of 578 amino acids. The transcript is spliced from 11 exons. Lineage: Eukaryota; Metazoa; Chordata; Mammalia; Primates; Cercopithecidae. Gene Ontology annotation, biological process: transmembrane transport; bicarbonate transport; monoatomic anion transport.